Messenger RNA from Penicillium soppii, 2562 nucleotides. RefSeq lists its product as uncharacterized. The transcript is spliced from 4 exons. The record is from RefSeq and is a predicted model, not a curated record. The coding region runs from base 1 to 2562 and encodes 853 amino acids. Lineage: Eukaryota; Fungi; Ascomycota; Eurotiomycetes; Eurotiales; Aspergillaceae.
AUGAUCUCUUCGCGCCAGUCCUCUAUUCGACCUUUCGUUUUCUCGCUUUUGGCUUUAUCGGUGGUAUCGUCUAAAACACUGCAUCUGUUUCAACAUGCCUCCUCCCUUCCCCGGGGCCAAUUUGCGCUAUAUUUUCCGACAUUCUUCAUUUUAGAAGCCAUUUCAUGCAUAUUCGCAUGGGUUUUACUCUUCAAGUGCACGGGUCUCAAGUUUAUGGUGGGAAAUGCAGUUACAGUAGCAACCACUAUGGGCCCUGACAACAACAGACUUUUGUGCUUCACUUUGUGCUCCUCCCAAAUCGGAUUCUACUUUGUUACUGGCAGUGAGAUCCGGUGGGACGCCGCCACAACUGUGGGAAAUGAUCCAGAAGGCAGGAAGUUAAUGCUUAGCGGUCUGAGGUCAUUCCUCGGAGCUGCAGGUAUAUUGUUUGUUGUAUCAUGGUUGCUCAAAUCUUGGAUAUAUACAGUGAUGAACUGUUGGUUUUCUGCGCUGUCUAGAGUUGAACAGACUGAGAAGGCAGACGAAGAGACUCUUGCUACUUCGCAGAGAAAGCCGCGCGCAACCCGGCUCGCUCAACUGUGGACUUUUCUGGCUCUUAUAUACAUUGGUCUGUUACGCUUUGCUCGGCCUCAAGUACCUUACAACCAUAUGUCAGGCGCUAUUCCAUUCACUUUUAUCCAGGCAUUGGGAUCAAGGCCAACGGAGUUACAUCAGACUGGAGACCAAGCAUUUCCAAUUCCAAGCCUAGUUGGGGAAGAAUAUUGGGAAGGUCCUCGCGAUCACUUCAAGGGCUGGACUCCAGGAAAGCAAACCGCCAAAGAUGCACAACCCACUUGGGCAUCUGGGAAGCUACCUGAAGGAUUCAGGCGCUGGGGAAAGGAGAGCCUCCAUGGUGAUAAAGAAGAGAACGCCCCUCAGACUGGAAAUCAUACUUCACGGAAGAAUAUUUACAGCCCCACGGAGGAUCCUUUGCGGAUCACAAAUCUCGACCUUGAAUUACUUGAGCCCGUGGCGAAGGCUCUCAAAAAUCACAAAAUUCCCAUCACGCAUGUCGUGCUUGUGCUGAUGGAGAGUGCUAGAAAGGAUAUAUUCCCCUUUAAAGCAGGUUCACAUCUGCAUGAAGAGAUCCUGUCAUCUUACAAGACGCAAGACCCCGAAACCAUACGAAAAGCAAAUACCAAACUAUCAAAGUUGACUCCAAUUUCUGAGAAGAUUACCGGCGAAGCGAGUGGCUUCUCAGUGCACAAAAAUGUUUCUACUGAUUCUGGGGAUCAAUGGUGGGACGCAACUGGGCCAGAAAUGGGUGGAAUCAACUUCAACGGCAUCCUGACCGGCAGCAGUCUAUCAUUCAAGAGUGCUGUGAUGAACUACUGUGGUGCAGGCCCACUGCCAGUUAAUUUCAUGGACGAGGCAAAAUCUGAGAAUUAUCAACCUUGUAUCAUGCAAGUCUUGGAGUUGUUCAACACGCUCAAAGAAAAAACGACUUCAAAACGCACAUAUAUCUCCAGCUCUGGGCUGGAGCACAUCCACGGCCGCAACUGGAGCUCGGUAUUUAUGCAGUCUAUUACAGGACUUUAUGAUGAGCAAGACGUGCUCAACAAGAGGAUGGGGUUCCAAGAAGCCAUAUAUCGCGAGGAUAUUGAUCAGCCCAGUGCGAAGCAUUACCACAAGGGCAUGGAAGAAAUAAACUACUUUGGAUACCCGGAAUAUGAAAUAUACCCUUACCUGAAAGAUGUGGUCAAUUCAGCGAUCGAGAAAAACGAGAGACUCUUUUUGUCACACUUCACAAGCACAACUCAUCACCCAUGGGGUACACCCAAAGAUUAUCACGAGGAACAGUACUUCUCAGACGAAGGCCUCGUGGCCAAGCACGAGGACAUGAACAAAUACCUCAACGCGGUUCGAUACGUCGACACAUGGCUCGGCGAUAUAAUGAAAGUGCUCGACGACUCUGGCAUUGCAAACGAGACACUAGUUGUCCUCGUGGGGGACCAUGGCCAAGCAUUCCCCGAAGAUGCCCCAGUAUCCGGGACCUAUGAGAACGGACACAUCAGUAACUUCCGUAUCCCCUUGGUCUUUCGGCACCCGCUAUUGCCCAGGCUUCAGAUCACAGCCAAUGCAACGUCAAUGUCUGUUGUGCCAACCAUUCUCGAUCUACUGGUCAACUCCGGGUCAUUGAACGACAUGGACUCGAGCGUAGCUCUAGAUCUUAUGAACGAAUAUGAGGGACAGUCACUAAUCCGCCCAUACCAAGCUACCCACAAUGGCCGUCAAGCAUGGAAUUUUGGCAUCAUCAACCCUGGAGGAACAAUGCUCAGUGUUGGGUCCGCGGCAGUUCCGUAUCGGCUCAUAUUGCCACUCAGCGAGGACUUCGAGUAUAUGUUUUCAAAUUUGGAUACAGAUCCAGACGAGCUGAAUCCAUUGCAUGGUUGGUCUUUGGAGGAAUUAAUUGGUCAUGUACAAAGAAAACAUGGAGACGAGGCCGGGAAGUGGCUAUCGGAUGCCGAGAAAGUGGGGAAAUGGUGGAUUGAAGAGCAGAAGAGACUGUGGAAUUAUCAAUAA